Molecule: messenger RNA, 4830 nt
Organism: Magallana angulata
Lineage: Eukaryota; Metazoa; Mollusca; Bivalvia; Ostreida; Ostreidae
Product: multiple epidermal growth factor-like domains protein 6
Exons: 34
Coding region: 1-4494 (1497 amino acids)
Molecular function (GO): scavenger receptor activity
Source: RefSeq, a predicted model, not a curated record
AUGAAUCCACUGAUACCAUUGUUGGGACUGUUGGCUUUUACCAAUGCUUAUGUGAAUAUUGCCCUCAACAAACCAGCUUACCAGCUUUACCAGUACCAUCCGGGUGACGACAGAUUUGAUGCCAGUAAUGCCGUAGAUGGACUCAAAUCAGAUUUUAGAGGAUUGAACGGUCAAUGUACAUUGUCAGCUAAUGACCAACGUACAGCUCAGUGGUGGGUGGACUUUGGCACCAUCCACAGCAUCCAUCAUAUAACCAUAUAUUACAGGACGGACAAUGUUACGUGGGAUAGAAAUAAUGGGUACACAGCAAGAUUUUUAGGGUUUUCUGUAUACGUCUCCAAUACAACAGACAGACUACAAGGAAGACGGUGUUUCAAAGACGAAAACUUUACGAGAGAUACUAUACCUGCUAUAUUCACCAUCACCUGUCCUUUACAUGGACAAUACGUUAUCUACUACAACGAGAGACUAUUAGGUGUUACCUACCCUGCCGAUUAUUCUUCCUAUGCGUUUAAUGAGCUUUGUGAACUAGAGGUUUUUGGCUGCCCUAGAAUUGGAUAUUACGGAACAAACUGUUCCAUUCCAUGCCCAGAUGCCAACUGCCGGUAUUGUCACACAGAGACAGGCACCUGCGAGGGAUGUAAAGCGGGUUAUCAAGGUCAUCAGUGUGAAUUAGAAUGCAACUAUGGAUUCUUUGGACAAGAUUGUGCCUCACAAUGUUUCAACACUUGUAAAGGGUGUAACAAUGUCGAUGGUGCAUGUGACCGGGGUUGUUAUCCAGGCUGGCAGGGCAACAAUUGUGGAGAUUAUUGUACAAAUCAUAUGUACGGAGAAAAUUGUAGUAUCUCAUGUGGGCAUUGCCUUACCAGAGAGCAAUGUCAUCAUAUAAAUGGAACGUGUAUGAAUGGGUGUGACAGUGGGUACCAGGGCUCCAGUUGCACAGAAGAAUGUGACACUAACCAUUUUGGACCAAACUGCAGAUACACGUGCAAUGAAAACUGCAGAAGCUGUAACAAAACGACAGGUGUCUGUGAGUUUGGUUGUAAAGCUGGAUGGAAAGGCGUUAUGUGUAAUACAGCAUGUGACGGUGGAAUGUACGGGGAUGGUUGUGCCAUACCUUGUGGGCACUGUCUGGAGUCACGACAAUGCCAUCAUAUAAACGGAACCUGUAUGAAUGGGUGUGAUAGCGGCUUUACAGGAUCAAAUUGCACAGACGAAUGUGAGGACAACUAUUUUGGACAGAAUUGCCGUGAAAGAUGCAAUGAAACGUGCAGAAACUGUAAUAAAACAACGGGUGUAUGUGAUAAUGGGUGUUAUCCUGGAUGGAGUGGGCAGUACUGUCAACAGGAAUGCAUGGUUGGCUUUUAUGGAGAUGCGUGCAGCAAUAGUUGCGGGCAUUGUCUAAACAACACAGCAUGUCACCAUGUCACGGGAAUCUGUGAUCAAGGUUGUGAGUCUGGUUACCGAGCACCCAACUGUAGUAUAGUUUGUGAUGGUGGAAUGUACGGAGAUAACUGUAAUGUACCUUGUGGUAGUUGCUACGAGUCAAAACAGUGCCACCAUAUAAAUGGGACGUGUUUGAAAGGUUGUACCAGCGGGUACCAAGGUUUAUUAUGUACAACAGAAUGUGAUGAAAACUACUUUGGACUAAAUUGUAAAGAAGAAUGCAAUGUAACGUGUAAAAGCUGCAACAAAAGUACAGGUGUUUGUGAUAACGGCUGUUAUGCUGGAUGGGAAGGGGAAUUUUGUGAAACAGAAUGUCCAGCUGGACUUUAUGGCGAACAUUGCAGCAAUAACUGUGGUAAUUGUCUAAACAACACAAACUGUCAUCAUGUGAAUGGAACAUGUUCUGAGGGAUGUGAACCCGGGUAUCAAGAGCACAACUGCACUGAGGAAUGUACAGGUCUGAUGUAUGGGCAAAAUUGUAACCUCUCUUGUGGACACUGUAUCAUGUCAGAACAAUGUCACCAUAUCAACGGAACCUGUAUGAGCGGGUGUGAUAUUGGUUACCAUGGUUUACACUGCACAGAAGAGUGUAAGGCCGGAUUUUAUGGUGAACAGUGCGGUAGCAUAUGUGGUCACUGUUUAGAUAAUGGCGCAUGUGAACAUAUUACUGGAUAUUGUCUCAAAGGUUGUGAACCUGGGUACCAAGGAAUAAACUGUACAAUUGCUUGUACUGAUGGGAUGUAUGGAGACAAUUGUAGUACGCCUUGUGGACACUGUUUUGAGUCGCAGCAAUGCAAUAACGUAAACGGAACAUGUUUAAAUGGGUGUGACCGUGGAUACAAAGGGAUCAGCUGCACUGAGGAAUGCGAGGAAAACUUUUUCGGACGAAACUGUAACAGUAGCUGCAAUGCAACUUGUAAAAGUUGCAACAGAUCGACAGGCGUAUGUGACACUGGAUGUCUUUCUGGAUGGAGAGGAGAAUUUUGUCACAAAGAAUGUAUAGCAGGAUAUUAUGGGGAAGAGUGUGGAAGCAUUUGUGGAUAUUGUCUAGACAACACAACAUGUCACCAUGUAACUGGAUCAUGCAACGAAGGAUGUCAGUCUGGUUAUCAAGAACCAAACUGCACAGAAGGUUGUGACGGAGGAAAGUAUGGAGAAAAUUGCAGCCUACCUUGUGGACACUGUUUUGAGUCGGAACAGUGCAAUCACAUCAACGGAACGUGUAUAAACGGGUGUGACAGUGGCUACCAAGGUGUUCUGUGUACAGAAAAAUGUUCUGAUGGAUAUUAUGGAGAGGAAUGUGGCAACAGUUGUGGGCAUUGUCUAAGCAACACAACAUGUCAUCAUGUCACUGGAGUCUGUGAACAAGGUUGUGAGCCUGGGUACCAAGCACUCAACUGUACUGAAGUCUGUGACGGUGACAUGUACGGAUAUAACUGCAGUAUACCUUGUGGAAAAUGCUUUGAAUCAGAGCAAUGUCAUCAUGUCAACGGGACCUGUAUGAAUGGGUGUGACAGUGGUUACCAAGGCCAAAACUGCACAGAAGAAUGUCAAGAUAACUUUUUUGGACGGAACUGUGAGCAUAUCUGUAAUGUAACGUGCAGAAGCUGCAACAAGACAACAGGUGUAUGUGAUAAUGGCUGUUAUCCCGGAUGGACAGGACAGUAUUGCCAAAAUGAUUGUCCAUUUGGAUUUUUUGGCGAGGGAUGCAGUAGUCAGUGUGGACAUUGCCUUCAUCAAACAACAUGUCAUCAUGUCACUGGAGUCUGUGAACAAGGGUGCGAGCCAGGUUACCAAGCACCAAGCUGUACCGAAGCUUGUGAAGGGGAAAUGUAUGGAAAGAACUGUAGCACACCCUGUGGAAACUGUUUGGAGUCAGAGCAAUGUCACCACAUUAACGGGACCUGUGUGAAUGGAUGUGAUAGUGGGUACCAAGGAUUAAAGUGCAUUGAUGAAUGCGAGGAUUACUUUUUUGGACAAAACUGUAAGGACAUAUGCAAUACAACGUGUAACAGUUGUAACAAAACAACAGGUGUCUGUGAUAAUGGAUGUCAUUCCGGAUGGAGGGGAAGUUUCUGCGAAGAAGAAUGCAUGCCCGGCAGUUUUGGUCAGCAGUGUAAUAACAGUUGUGGACAUUGCUUCAAUCAGACAGCAUGCCACCAUAUUACUGGAAUUUGCGAUAAAGGGUGCGAACCUGGGUAUAAAUCAUCAAACUGUACUGAAGCCUGUGAAGUUGGGACAUAUGGAGAGAAUUGUAGCAAACAGUGUGGACACUGUUUUGAGACGGAACAAUGCCAUCACAUCAACGGAACGUGCAUGAAUGGGUGUGACAGUGGAUUCCACGGUUUACUAUGCACUGACGAAUGUGAAGAUCAUUAUUUCGGACGAAAUUGUCAGGAGAACUGUAAUGUAACUUGUCAAAGCUGCAACAAGACAACAGGCGUGUGUGAUAGCGGGUGUUACCCCGGGUGGAGAGGAUUGUAUUGUGAAGACGAGUGUGCCUAUGGAACUUAUGGAAAGGAAUGUGAGAGCAAGUGUGGGCAUUGUAUAGGUAACUCUGUCUGCCACCAUAUUACUGGAGCCUGUGUUCAGGGGUGUGAACCUGGGUACAAAGCGCCAAACUGUACUGAGGCUUGCACACCCGGAGUUUACGGUCAAAACUGUUGCUCACCAUGUGGGAACUGUAUCGAUUCGGAGAAAUGUCAUCACAUAAACGGGACGUGUUUGAAUGGUUGUGACAGUGGCUACCAGGGUUUACUAUGUAUUGAAGAAUGCUCAUCUGGGUAUUUUGGAGAACAAUGCAACGGUAUUUGUGGACAUUGUAAAGAUAAUUCAGCAUGUCACCAUAUUACUGGGACUUGUGCCGAAGGAUGUGUCCCUGGUUAUCGUUUUCCAAAAUGUACAGAAGCUUGUGAUGGCGGAACGUACGGCGAUAAUUGUAGUUUAAUAUGUGGAAAUUGCGUGAAGUCAGAACAAUGCCAUCACAUUGAUGGAACCUGUAUGAAUGGGUGUGACAGUGGCUACAAAGGCGUAAAAUGCAAUCAAUAAUGUAGGUAUGGAUAUUAUGGAGAAAGAUGUAGCAAUGAGUGUGGACAUUGUCUUAACAACACAGCAUGUCACCAUGUUACCGGAACUUGUGUAAAUGGGUGUGAACCUGGAUACAAAGCACCAAAUUGUACCGAAGUUUGUAGCAAUGGGUACUACGGAAUUGCGUGCUACAUGCAAUGUAGCAAGUUUUGCAAAACUUCAUACGACUGUCAUCACGUUUCUGGAUUUUGUCAGGGUGAUUGUGCUAUUGGCUGGCAAGGGAAGCAUUGUUUAGAGGGUAAAUUGUCUAGUUAUUGAGUUUUGGUUUUAAUAUUUUCUUUAUAGAGACUAUUUAAA